Messenger RNA from Panicum hallii, 2479 nucleotides. Its product is annotated as probable serine/threonine-protein kinase At1g01540. The transcript is spliced from 7 exons. Gene Ontology annotation, molecular function: ATP binding; protein kinase activity. The record is from RefSeq and is a predicted model, not a curated record. Lineage: Eukaryota; Viridiplantae; Streptophyta; Magnoliopsida; Poales; Poaceae. Bases 693 to 2219 code for a protein of 508 amino acids. Gene Ontology annotation, biological process: protein phosphorylation.
GAGGACCAGAUGCUCCUUCUCCUUCACUUGAAUUAUUAUCCCCCUCCCUGGUGGCUUCUCUCUUCCACCUCCAUGCAUGCAGAGGAGCAGCGCCCUCAUUACUUCCCAUAACUCAGCCUCCAUUCCUCUUCUCUGUCCUCCUGACUCCCUGUCCUGAUCCUCUCUCUGGUCACCCUCACUUCGCCGGAGCACUGCUUCGGUACAUCGCCAGUACAGCGCUAGUUCGUCGGUUUGGCCAAGGAUCGGCCCUCGUCACGCCAGCCGCCCACCGCCACCAGCCACACCAUCGCUGGUCUCCUCGCACCAGAAUCCAAAAUUUUCAUCACACCAAACCAUCCACUCCCUCACUUUCCCCCCAAGCAAAUCCGAUCUUUACAACCGCAUUGUUGCCAGCAACAGCCUCCUUACCUUCCUUUCGCACCCGGUUACCCACCCAAAUUCAAUCCGCUGCGCUCAAAGUCGCGGCAUUUGCUACUGUUUCAUCCGCAGGUCCAAUCUUUACCGCCCGAUUCUGCUCAAAAUCCGCCGUACUUGCGUCCAUUUCGGUCCAGAAAAUCCGACCUCGAUGCUGUUUGCGCAUCGGAGCCCAGUCUUCGCCGCUUAAUUACGCUCAAGAACACGAGGAAAUCCGGCAAUUCGCAAGAAGCUGUGGGUGGGGCGGUGCCCUGGCUUCUCGCGCCCCGCCGGGUCCCAUGUCGGACUCGGAGCUGUCCCGGAGCACGGUGGUGUUCGGGCUCCGCAUGUGGGUGCUCGUCGGCAUCGGCGUCGGCGCCGCCUUCGUGCUCCUGCUCGUCCUCAUCUCCGUCCUCUGCCUCCUCGCCUUCCGCCGCCGCCGCCGCCGGCAGCGGCCGACCAACCCCGCCCAGCAGCUCCCCACCACCGCCCCUCCCAAGAACCCCGCGAAUGUCAAGGCGCCCAAGGACAUCCAAGAAGUCCCCUCGCACGCCGCCGCCGCUGCCGCCCCGGCGAAGACGCCGCUCGCGCAGGUGCUCCAGCUCCCCACGCCACAGGUCUCCGAGCAGAUCGCGACCGGCAAGGAGCACCGCAUCACGAACCCGGAGCAGCAGCACCACCCCAGCCAAAGGAGCGACGGGCCUUCGCCGCACGGCAGCGACGAGAGACGGGGUGGGCGAGGUGGCGCUGCGGACCACGCGCCACCGGCGGUGCCGGAGGUGUCCCAUCUCGGGUGGGGCCACUGGUACACGCUCAAGGAGCUGGAGACGGCUACCGGGAUGUUCUCCGAUGAGAACGUGAUCGGCGAGGGCGGUUAUGGGAUCGUGUACCAUGGUGUGCUCGAGAACGGCACGCAGGUCGCCGUCAAGAACUUGCUCAACAACAGGGGUCAGGCAGAGAAGGAAUUCAAGGUUGAGGUCGAAGCGAUUGGGCGUGUGCGGCACAAAAACCUUGUGCGCCUUCUGGGAUACUGUGCUGAGGGUAAUCAGAGGAUGCUUGUUUAUGAGUAUGUCGAUAAUGGGAACUUGGAGCAGUGGCUGCACGGGGAUGUUGGACCCGUAAGCCCUCUUACAUGGGAGAACAGGAUGAAGAUUAUACUGGGAACAGCAAAAGGGUUAAUGUAUUUGCACGAGGGACUUGAACCGAAAGUGGUUCACCGUGAUGUCAAGUCAAGCAACAUCCUUCUGGACAAGCACUGGAAUGCUAAGCUCUCAGAUUUCGGACUCGCAAAGCUUCUUGGUUCAGAAAGGAGUUAUGUUACGACACGAGUUAUGGGAACUUUCGGGUAUGUUGCUCCAGAGUACGCAGGGACUGGAAUGUUGAAUGAAACAAGUGAUAUAUAUAGUUUUGGAAUUCUCAUUAUGGAAAUAAUAUCGGGUAGGGUACCAGUGGAUUAUAACAGGCCACCAGGAGAGGUUAAUUUAGUUGAUUGGCUUAAGACAAUGGUAAGCAACCGAAAUUCUGAUGGCGUUGUGGACCCAAAGAUCCCCCAGAAGCCUACUUCUAGGGCAGUGAAGAAGGCUUUGCUAGUGGCAUUGCGAUGUGUAGAUCCUGAUGCUCGUAAGAGGCCAAGGAUUGGGCAUGUCAUUCACAUGCUUGAGGUUGAUGAUUUCCCAUACAGAGAAGAUCGCCGGGGUAGCAGAGCACCAGGGCAAGCAAGAGCACCAGAGAAAUCCGCAGGUGGAUCAGGUCACCAUGAGACUGACAGCAGUGCAAAUGGUGGCACACAAGCCGAACCCUUUAGAUGGAGAAACCCAGAUGCUUAGGUGUUGUCGGAUUACUGAUUCAGAAAGUCGAAUCCUCAUGAUCUCUGAAGGAGAACAGUAUCUGCUGAAGCCGCGUACUGUUCAUUUCGCUGCCUUCGUCCGUUCGGGGUGGCAUCCAUGGAUCUCACCACAUCAUCUGUACAUGUCAGCAAUAUGAUUUAGCCCCUAGUAAUUUUUCCUGCUUACUUAUAUAGAUAGAAGAAAUAUGUAUGUAUGGUAAAACCCAUGCCAUUUAAAUUAACAGUGGGUAUUUAUUAGAA